AUGGGAUCAUGGGUAUGGCGGAAGCUACUGAAGCUCCGGCCGGUUUCACGGCAGUUCAUUCGUAUGGAGGUUCAUAAGGGUCAAACGGUUAGAUUCUGGAUAGAUCCUUGGCACCCUUUGGGCCGACUAAUAGAUAUCACUGGUGCAGUUGGUACCCAGAAGCUUGGUAUUCACAGAUCAGCCCGAGUAUGUGAAGUAUGGGAUGGGAUUACAUGGAACUUCCGCAGAUGCCGUGAUAGGCAGUUAUGCAAUAUGAUCCAACAGAUCGAGCAACACCAUUUGGAUUUUGAUCUCUCAACCCCUGAUAUAGUCUUGUGGAAGAAUAACUCGUCUGAUUAUCGGGAGUGGUUUUCAGCAGUGGAUACAUGGCACUUAAUUAGGCCUAUGCGUCCUACACAGGAUUGGAGUAAAGUGCUUUGGUUCCCUCAGGGAAUGCCUAGGUUCUCCUUUAUAACAUGUCUUGCUGUGAGAAAUAGACUAUCUACGGGGGAUCGUAUGAGGGUUUGGGGUCACAUUCAGGGUUGUCUCUUCUGUGGUGAACCAAAUGAGUUUUGGGACCACUUUUUCUUUGCUUGCCCUUACACUUUUAUGGUUUGGAUUGAGGUGGUAGGAACUUUGUUGGGAAGAGAUCCGGAGCCGGACUGGGAGAACACUUUGGAUCACUUGACACACCACCGGUUUGAUUUCCUUACUUCCAUCCUCGUAUGA
Messenger RNA from Brassica napus (rape), 708 nucleotides. RefSeq lists its product as uncharacterized. The coding region runs from base 1 to 708 and encodes 235 amino acids. The record is from RefSeq and is a predicted model, not a curated record. The transcript has a single exon. Lineage: Eukaryota; Viridiplantae; Streptophyta; Magnoliopsida; Brassicales; Brassicaceae.